Molecule: messenger RNA, 365 nt
Organism: Aphanomyces astaci
Lineage: Eukaryota; Oomycota; Saprolegniomycetes; Saprolegniales; Verrucalvaceae
Exons: 1
Source: RefSeq, a predicted model, not a curated record
AUGUGGGGUGUGAAGUCGUGCACAAUCGACGUUUUGCCAGAGGAUCCAACCACUGCAGUCAUUUCGUACCAUUGGCCUCCAGGCCUGACCAAGAUCAAGUCCAAGUUUACGUCGGAGCUCGAAAACACGGCGACCAAAGCAAAAACGUAUGCCAAGAUCCAGGCAUUCGCAUAUGCAAUGCAAAACCACCGUCAGAAUCAACAAACAUCCCCGAUGUCGACCCAGCUGGUUGAUUUGCCAUUGCCUGUUAUUCCUCAUUCCUUCGAGUUCAAUGUUGGCAUCGACACUAUUGACGAGGAUGUGAUCAUCGUUGAGUUCAAGGUCCAAGGAAAUUCGUCAUCUCACGGCAAUAUCUCGCUCCAAAA